This is a messenger RNA of Protopterus annectens (West African lungfish), 1604 nucleotides long. It is a transcript of the gene TMEM170B, whose product is annotated as transmembrane protein 170B. Gene Ontology annotation, biological process: negative regulation of canonical Wnt signaling pathway. Lineage: Eukaryota; Metazoa; Chordata; Ceratodontiformes; Protopteridae. The coding region runs from base 220 to 690 and encodes 156 amino acids. The record is from RefSeq and is a predicted model, not a curated record. Gene Ontology annotation, cellular component: plasma membrane. The transcript has 3 exons.
CCAGGAGUAGGGACUGCUUCUUGGAACAUAUAGUAGCUUUCUGUACAGUGGGUGUCAUUGUGCGGGAGUGAGGGAAUAGUUUUGUGGAGGGAUGAUGUCCCCUAAACUCAAGCUGGGGAGCUCGAGUUCCAUUUCUUCCUCACAGCCGUAGGUGUAGCAUUACUGAUCCCCGGUUCGAGUGGCAGUUUAGCGGCUCCGCUCCCUGCAGCGUCCACCUCAAUGCAGUCUCGGCGGUGCCGCAGCCCUGUGAACUGCGGUCUGAAGCCGGUAAAGGGACCCACGAAACAACGCACUAUGGAGAAAAGGGCUGAAUAUAGUAUAAACCUUUCGGUGCAGAAGGUUCUCAGCCUCUGGGCCAACAAUGGCACUUCCCUGGAGCAGUUCACAGAAAUGUGGUACUGGGUUUUUCUCUGGGCCCUUUUCUCAUCGUUGGUUGUUCAUGGCGUGGUGGGACUGCUGAUGUUUGUGAACCUGCAGAGGCAUAAGCAAGGGCGACUCAUCUCUAUUGUUCUUGUUAGCAUUGGAUUUCUGGCAUCAGUUACUGGAGGAAUGAUAACGAGUGCAGCAGUAGCCAGUGUUUACAGAGUGGCUGGAAAGACUAUGGCUCCACUGGAAGCACUAGUAUUUGGUGUUGGACAGACAUUACUCUCACUUGUCAUUUCAUUUUCAAGACUCCUUGCCACACUUUGAGAGAGAUUGCAUGACUGUUUUGAUCGCAGGCUAGAAACAUGGAAAAUUUAGAUUAGAGCUUGGGAUGGCCAGUAAAAAGAGAAAAAUGUCAUGCACACAAGCUGUGAUACUGGGUUUUGAAGUUCUUGCAGAAGUUCCAAACCAGCAGUGAACUAAAACCUUUGUUGGGUUUAAUUUGCACUAUUACAUAGCACUUUAUGUGCCUCAGUCAAAAAAAUAAGGUGCAAUACUUUUUUUUCCCUCAGUGUGCACAACGUCUAGCAGUUAAGCACCUUGAUUGACUGCCAGUCAGAUUUGGCAAUGUGAGAAUGCUCUGUUUUCUUCAUUCUGUAAAACAAACUGCAGGGACUUUCCAAAUCUUUAACAUGUGCCAAACUCAAUUUCUUUUUUUAAUGUUAUUGAUGUGAUAUUUCAGACUUGUGAUGAUGGGACUAGUCAGUGUUCUUUUUUGGUCUGAUAAUUGACCAAGCAUUUAUGAUUGGUAGAACUGUACUGAAGUAAGAUUUUAAUAUGUGAGUGUUGUCUUGACUGUAGGAAAGUGUUUACAAUUCCACUUCCGAUGAUCUGUAUAUUUAAGUCAUUGAGAGGUUGUAUAUGUCACUAAUUUGCUUACUGCACUGCAAAAGCCACAAAAGUAUUUGUUGAAUUCUGGUGCAGAACAUUUACAUUAUUUAAUGUGUCAUACACUGGAAAGCUUCUCUGUUUUUAUUACUACCUUACUACUUCUGUUUUCUAAUUCAAGUAAAACUUUUUUUUAACGAAAAUGCCAUCUAUUUCCUCUCAUCAGAUUUGUACUUAUGAAAACCAUGUCACUAAAUUGCUGCAAAAUUCAUUGUAUUCAGCUUAAUUGUUUAUGGCUAUGGAUGAUGAAGUCUAGCACCAGAGUGCAUUUUAUAUAAAGAAAUUAAGUUUUA